AAUCGGUCCAUCGGAACACGGCGUAAGCAACGAGCUUCAGUCUGUAGAUGAGAGCUGUUCGUGACGUUGAUUCUUUACGACCUGUGUUCCUCGGAGUUCCGUGUGCAUUUUUCUACCCACAGUGCAAGUAGCAGAGUAAAAUCAGAAUCCGCAGCAACAAAAGUGAGCUCGCGAGUGAGAAACACAGAGAGUGAGAGGUUGGACUUUCGUACCGUACUCAUCGCUCUCCAAGAAGAGCCGUCGUCACACAAUCGUCGUUCGUUCACAUCGUUUGCUCAUCUAUCGAACACAACGUACACACAUUCGGGAGACGAAGAGUGCGUGUGCGUGUGUGCACAGAGAGAAGGUAAAGCAUAGGAAAAAAGAGUUUGAAGCAAAUAUCAUGCAAAGUUGAAGUGUGUAGUGUAGUAGUGUUGAAGAUUAAGAAAAAAUAACCAAGAAGGAAGCAGAAGAAAUCGUAGUUUUUGCUGGCGAAGUCGUGAAGUGGAAUCGACGAAAGUGAAAGAAGAAACACGGUGUUUGUGGGGCGGAAAAUCUGGUCAUUACUGCACCAGCAGAGCUGGGCGCUGAUAAAGAGAGAAAAAAAAGUGAAAAGUGCUCAACCAGUGAAACAAGAUUCGAAAUUAUUGUACCACACCCCAAAAAGGUCGUGUUCUUGGGGAGGAUUUUUGUUGUUGUUUGGAAACGAGCUUAGUUCGGCGAAGCAAAACGAUUUCGAAGGAUUCAGUUGUGAAGCGCACAGAGCUAGCUGUGAAGAAAGAAGACCUGUCCGUUUUGGUGACCGUGGUGGCAGAAAUUGAAGUGUGCGAGACGAAGAAGACAGUGGUGCGGUAUUCGAACAGCGAAGACGGCACAAAUACGACGACGAAGAAGACGACAGCAGAAUUUCACUUCGGGGGCUAUUCGCCUCUGCGUCGCUGUUUUGCUGAGACUUGGUUCGCCACGACGACGUGAACACUAGAAUUGCGCCUCGGGUGGUAUCUAAAUUGGAGCUAGAGUCGCAGAUUGUAUAUGCGCGCAUUCCUCGUGGCACAGCUCAAUAUUUGCAGUUAGGGAAAAAAACUUCGCCGCUCCCCACCGUAAUCGAAUACUCAGUGAGCCGUUUCUGCCGGUUUUGUUUUGGUGGAUUUCGCGUGAAAGCGAAAGUGACUGACAGAGAAACGCAGUCAGGCAGCAAAUCGAUUCGAAAUGAUAUCGCGGGACUGCCGCCGGGAGGUUUCGUGUUUGGAAUCGGUGCUACUGGCGAAGUGAAGCCGCCGCCACACGCCUGUCGGCCGGAAUCUCGUGUUGUGUGUCCCCAUCAAACUGUGAGGCUGUGAUCAGGUUCGGUCGUUAAAGUGUACCGUUGAGCGGAUUUAGGGUUCGAGAAGGAAUUUAAAGUUCGUAAUGUGACGCGAGUUGUAGCGCGGUUCAGUCCCUCCACGAAAUCAUGAAAUCGCCGAAUGGCGGCUGGUAGAAGACGUCCGGCGAAGAGUUGAAAGCGUUGUGCGAAUCUCGUCAUCCACGGAGAAGCAGCGAGAAGCGAGUUGGAAUUCCGCUGAUGAGUGCUUAAUUAUAUACGCACGCGAGCCAGCCAAGUGUGUGGAAUGAAGAACUGAGUUUGCGCGCUCGUGAAGUGUAGCAUAUGCCAGCGUUGCCCACGAGAAAAUAAUAGUAAUAAUUAUAUUAACAGCGAGACCAAUGCUGUUCAUCCAGAUUAUCGUACGGAGAUUAACACAAAUUGAACGCGGGAUUAGGCGCAUUCACUGAACCGUUGCUGCUGCCGAAGAAAAAAAAAAAGAUAAAAAGAGAGGGAGAGGAAAAGAAACUGCUGGGAAGAAUAAUUUCCAGCUGAUUAUCGUCAUAACGACGUUGUCCCUCCUCACGUUGUGUUUAUUUUCCGCUUCGUAAUUGAAAACAAAAUUCACACCUUACGAACAGACCCUGUUAGAGUUAGAAGUCGAAACGCCGCGCAGCCGUCUGUGUGUGUGUGAGUGUGUGGGAGAGAGAGGAGGGAACAGAAAGAAAACAGGGACAGCCAGUAGCGCAGACCGACGCGCACACUAAGCAGGGGACGGAAUUUUCGUGGGCGAGAUUCUAGUAAUAAAAGGCCGCCAACCUGGAACUAAUGGAAUUAGAGAAUAUCGUGGCCAACACGGUCUACCUGAAGGCGCGCGAAGGCGGGUCCGAUAACAACAAGGGCAAAAGCAAAAAAUGGCGAAAAAUCCUACAGUUCCCACACAUAUCGCAAUGUAUAGAUCUCAAGAACAAAAUAGAUGUAAGUUAUGGUUACGUAGUUGAUCAGCAACCAAUCGGACGAGAGCUGUUUCAUCAGUUUUGCAGAAUCAAACGGCCGCAGUAUUUUCGGUAUAUUUCGUUCCUCGAAGAAACGGCAAGGUAUGAAAUCGCUGCCGACGAGAAUCGGCUGGAGCUGGCGUACGAUUUGGCCAAGCGGUACCUGUGCGUGUGCACCGAGAGCCAGGCGACCGAGGACAGUGGCGGUGGGGGUGGCGAUGGUGAUGACGGGAAAUGCGACGAUGACAGCGGCAUCGGUGGCGAUACCAAAAAACUCAGCAAUCACGACGAGCAGCAGGAGAAAAGGGCGAACUCGACAUCCAACGUGACCUCGACCUCUGCACCCGGUUGCAAAACCAACAACAGCUCCUCCGUCCCGCCGAAAGCCAAUUCCAACAACAGCUCCAGUGCCAUCAGGAGCGGUGACGACGAUGAUUUCGUGCUGGAUGUCCUGAACGACGACAUCGUGGCGCAAGUUCGGAGUAAACUGUUGACCAGCACCAAAGAACUGUUCGAUGCCUCCGUCACGGCGGUGAAGACAUUCCUAGAGGGAGAACCGUUCCGGGAAUUCGAAGCGUCGAUGUAUUUUCACAGAUACUUACAAUGGAAAUGGCUGGAGGCACAAACUAUUACCUACAAGACGUUUCGCAUGUAUCGAGUGCUGGGAAAAGGAGGUUUCGGAGAAGUUUGCGCUUGUCAGGUACGCGCCACCGGCAAAAUGUACGCCUGUAAGAAGCUGGAAAAGAAGCGCAUCAAGAAACGGAAAGGGGAAUCGAUGGUGCUGAUCGAGAAGCAGAUCCUGCAGAAGAUUAACUCCCGCUUCGUGGUGAAUUUGGCGUACGCGUACGAGACCAAAGAUGCGCUCUGCUUGGUGCUAACGAUAAUGAAUGGUGGAGAUCUCAAGUUUCACAUCUACAACAUGGGUGGCGAUCCAGGAUUCGAGCUAGUGCGCGCACGAUUCUAUGCUGCUGAGGUGGUCUGCGGGUUGGAGCAUCUUCAUCAGAUGGGCAUCGUGUAUCGGGACUGUAAACCGGAGAAUAUUUUACUCGAUGAUCAUGGUCACGUACGGAUAUCGGACCUUGGACUGGCUGUAGAAAUCCCCGAAGGAGAAAUGGUGAGGGGGAGAGUUGGCACCGUCGGUUACAUGGCACCGGAAGUAAUUGACAACGAGAAGUACUCCUUCUCGCCGGAUUGGUUCAGCUUCGGAUGUCUACUGUACGAAAUGAUCGAAGGGCAGGCUCCAUUCAGAGCGCGGAAGGAAAAAGUGAAACGAGAAGAGGUCGACAGGCGGGUUAAGGAAGACGCCGAGAAAUAUUCACAUAAAUUCAGCGACGAAGGCAAAUCUCUGUGCCAACAGUUACUUAUGAAGGCCGCCAAGAAUCGGCUGGGUUGCCGCAACGGACGGUAUGGUGCUCGCGAGGUCAAACUGCACUCGUUCUUCAAUAGUAUUAACUGGAAACGGCUGGAAGCGGGUCUGGUGGAACCGCCCUUCGUUCCCGACCCCCAUGCGGUUUACGCCAAAGACGUGCUAGACAUCGAACAAUUCUCAACGGUAAAGGGCGUCAAUCUGGAUGCGACCGAUGAAAACUUUUACUCGAAAUUCAACACAGGCUCAGUGUCGAUUCCUUGGCAAAACGAAAUGAUCGAAACGGACUGCUUCCGGGAGCUGAACGUGUUCGGUCAGGAUGAAUGCCCAACGCCAGAUUUGCUCAUCAACGCACCGCCAGUUGUGGAGAAGCCAGGAUGUUUUCCCUUCAGGAGGAAGAAAAAACAAUCUCCCCGGGAGAAACCGGUCCCGUUCAACGAGAAGCUGCUCUCAUCUAGUCAAACCGCAGUUACAAUCAGUCCAUCUCACACCGAAAGCUGAUAGUGUCAUAGAAUCGCAACGUAAGCCACACAUUCAUGCGCAAACAAACAAACAAACAAAAAAGAGAACAUCAGCUGCUCAAAGUACUGCAUCAAAAGCGUCAACAGUUUCCAAGUGAAACUGGGGAUGUGGCACCCGGCAUCACGACGUGUUAGACUGGCUGUAACACAAGAAAAUAAUAGCACAACCGCAAACACAGAAGCAGCAAACCGAGAUGUGAGCUCGAAAUCGCCCGAAGAAGUGUAUAUCCACUUUUGUUUUAGGGGUGAAGUGGGGUCGAUUCAAUCUUGUGGCCAAGAAAAAGGUUCAGGAGCUCUAGAAACCCAUACACUCUACCUAUGCGUGUAUUAUGUGAACCGCAAUGCUAGAGAAUUUUAGGCAUGUUAAUAUUUUUUUAAGUCGCACACUCACACGCAGCGAUGAUUUGUUAUUUAUUUUAAAGUGAAUUUAGAAUGUUUUAAUAUGAGCUUUCUCUUUUCUGUACAUACUUGUUUACUGAGUAGUUGAAAUAUUAUUCUUACUUCCUUUUUUUGCUAGAGUUUUAGUAGCAUUUUUUAAAUCGACGUGAUUUUUGUAUUAUCUUUAUGUUCAAUGAUACAAAAAGUAGAAUGUACAUUGUUACAAUGUAAACCACUAGAUUUAAUGCAAUGAUAAACUAACUCAUAUGUGUUUUCGUAAAGAUAGAAAAAAAAACGAUUAUCCCCGCAGCAAAACUAUCACCGCGGGCUGUGAUAGCAGCCGAAGAUGAAGCUUACCUUUUGGAGCGGAAAGUACAUAAAUCUGUUUGAAAUAAUGGUUUUGUAUGGAAAAGAUUUGCAAAUGAAAACAAAAAAAAAACCAAACGUAUGAGAACACGAGUUCGGUAUACACUUGCACAAAAAAAAAACACGAACUCAAAAGUUUGCACAGGUGAAAUUUCUUUUCCCAAACAAAUAGAACGAAGCUUAGUCAUAUACUCACUCAUUGAAUAAGAAAUCUUCUCCGCUAUGCAUGAUGUAAGUUUAUAAAAACUAAGCGCACUCAAUAAUCCUACUAUGCAACAUUAUAAUAAAAAAAACACACACACAAAUGGUUCAGACACACAACGCACUCACGCGCGCAGACACUGUCGUCAUGUUCGCCGAUUGGGGGGAAAAAAGAAGCCAAAACGAAUAGACUAUUAAUACUAGUGAUCCCCAUUGUUUUUAGAUACCUGAAAAAAACUAUUUGAAGAGAAGAUAUUUCGAAUUACGUGAACCAAUUGCACCAUGGAGCAACUACAGAUUGAAUUAGCUGCGAAACAGUUGAUUUUAGGCCGAACCUCUCCUCGACUUUGCUAGAAAUUUGUACACGCGGUGGCAGUUAGCCAAAAAAAUCAUCAUUUUUUAUUCUUCAAAAAAUCUGCAUUCUGCAAAAUCGUGAGACCCCCCCCCCUUCCAGAGGGUGGAGUAGUCUAGAAUCAACAUAAGAACCUUCCACGGCCCCAAAAACCCCUACAUAUUAAUUUAAUUAAUAUGGAGCCCUUUGUCGCGCCCCAGGAUCCCGAAGUUGCAGCAUUCCCACAGACUAACAAGUGCAGUACAGCUCAUGAACGAGCACGUUCUUCCGUUGCACCUGGUUGAUCCUGAGAACAGCGGGAACUGCAUGGGUGCAAAGACCAGCCAUCAUCGACGCAGCCCCAGUGAGGACAAUCGGUAUACAAUCAGCGGAACCUAAGUAUGACCUAUAUUGACUAUGGGAAGGCUUAUGACUCCAUAUCACUCGUUUCUCGUCCGGGUAUUGGAGAUCUAUAAAAUAGAAUCCACCGUCGUUAGGUUCCUUCAGCAUGCGAUGAGGCAAUGGAGCACGUAUGUUGCAGUCAAAAACGCUGCACAGGAUAUUUCAAGGCGACUUUUUCAGCCAGCUUUGGUUUAGUCUGGCACUGAACUCCCUCAGUAGUACGCUCAAACGAAAAGGGUCAUGGCUAUGAAAUAAGGUAUGGCGACGGCGCCCACGAAGAAGUGACCCAUCCCUUUUACAUGGACGAUCUCAAGGUCUACACUGAUUCACGUCAGCGUCUAGGUGUAGCUAGCCGGGUUGUCGAAGACAUGAGCAGGGACAUCUGCAUGGAGUUCAGCCUCGACAUGUGCCGUUGUGUCCAUCUGCUGAAAGAGCAGCUUAUCGAAUCCGAAGGUUACGAGAUCUAUGACGGCGAGUUGAUAAGAGACAUGGUUCGUGGCGAAUCCCUUAAAUAUCUUGUAUUCCGACAGCUCACCGGGAUUCGUCAUUCCGACAUCAAGACGGAGCUGCGAGACAAGUUCUUGAGUCGAGUGAACUGUGUCCUAACGUCUUUCCUCAAUGCGGGGCACAAGGUAGGCGCGAUCAACGCAUGCGCGGUCCCUCUACUGACCUUCAGUUUUGGAGUAGUCAAGUGGAGCAAAACUAACCUAGAAGACUAACCUAGAGGAAAGCAUUCAUAGAGGCCGAAAUGCACCAUCUUCAAUCGGCACUAGAGAGAGUAUCACUAUCACUGCACUGUGUGUUGCCCAGGUGAGACAACUGUGCGAGUAGUUCACAGAACGCGUCAACCUAAACGCGCUAUAGCGGGCGCCGCUGAUACGGAAUACAGUGAUCUGCACUUGGCGCAAGCGGAGUAUUAACUCAACUGUAAUCUGCUGACAGUGGAGGAGAAGAUUGCAACCUGGAAGCAAAAGAUAGUGCAUGGUGCCCACCCCCAUCAAUUGGACCGACCACUCGUCGACAAGGCCGCAUCUAAUCUGAGGCUAACGCGUGGUGAACUCUUUCCAGUAGUAGAAGCCGACAUAAUAGCCAUCAAGGACAGGAUAAUGCCGACGAGAAAUUGCAGGUAGUACGUAUGGUAUCAAGACGUUGGUGACAUUUACUGAAUGUGCCAUCAGUCAGGAGAAAACAGAGCACAUUACGCAGCCUACACAGAGCGCCAAAACAAUGUGGCCCGCAUCGUUUUUCGACAACUGGCGCUCCAAUGGGGUCUAUUGGAAGACAACGUACCCAACUACCGGUACCUGCCUGCACUUGUCCAGGAAAAUUACCCUUUCAAACUGUACUGGAUCACACUGUUCUGACCGAUCUCUCGAUCCACCACAACCGAUGCACCAAUAAUGGUUUACGAAAAGAGCGACCGCAAAGUCACCAUCAUCGAUGUCGCUAUUCCACUGAACCAAACUCUGAAGGAGACCCACGAUCGCAGAAUUUGCAAGUACCGACCAUUGGCCGUGGAGCUCAAGGAACUGUGGGGGCUAAGGGAGAUCCCAAGAAUUGUUCCAGUUGUUCUCUCUGGAACUGGAAUUGUCCCAAAGACACUUCUGGAAGCGCUGAAGGUGUUGAACAUGGAGAAGGAAUUGGCCGGCAUCCAAAAGUCAGUCAUCUUUAGCACCUGCGCGAUUUUCCGGAAAUUCCUCGGGCAAGACUAAAAAGCACAAGCAUGCAGAUACGUCCAUCCCACAUAGCCUAGUCCCCCUUUUGGCACUAAGAAGCCCGGAGGCUGGUGAAUAUUCUAUCUAGGUUCGCCUGGUCAAAAAGUAAGAUAAGUCUGCAAAAAAAAAAAAUAAAAAAAAAUUGCACGUAUUUUCUGUAAAAGUAUCGACACCAUUCACAAUUCCAGCCAGCACGGCUUGCAUUUUUGCAAUAUUUUCUGUUUAGAGAAUAAAUAUCUUUGGGAGCUGGGAGCAAGGAUGCAAAAUUUCGAAAGAACAUGUUGAAAUCGAAAAGCAAUUUUUAUCAGUGCAAAAUAUCUCCAUCGAUACUCUUCUCUUCUUUCUAUCGCGGUGCCGCGGUGCUUAUGACUGCUGGCUCACCAUUACGUUUGUUUUGAUAUAGUUUUCGUGCCAUUGACAGAAAUAUCAGUUCAUUCUCGAUGUCAGUGAAUGCUCAAGCCGAAAAUAUCACCUUUCAUUGCGACCUGAUGAAAUUUUCGUUGGUCAUACACCCAUAAACUCAGCACUCGAAUGUGCCGUUGCCCAUCGAUGUGUGUGCAAUAAGCGGCACAAAAAUGGAACCGGGGCUGGGAAAAGUAUCAGGAAAACAUACACACGAACACACGUUUAAACGUCUGACGCGGUGUCAGUGAGAUGAUGGGCCCUAUUCCAGAAAACGAGACGAGCAGACGAGCGCUCGUCUCGUUUGUUUUCAUAUUCCAGAAGCCGAGCUCGACUAAAAACAGACGAGUAGCUCGUCUGGCUCGACGACCGUUCGGCCGCGCUCGUCGAUGAAUCAGUUGAAUCGUCUAGUUUGUUUGAUGUGUUUGUUCACCUUGUUGAUUGAAAGCACCGGUAUUCUUCUGCUCCGCCUUUAUCUUCAAAAAUUGUUUCACAACUAAACUAGUAUUGCAUAAGCAAUGUAAGUUUUCAACUGCAACCAUCAAAUUCAAUUCAGUAAUUGCUAGAUUUUACAGAUUUUCAAGUGGGCCUCUUCCAAACAACACAACCAAAUGUGAACAUUGAACUUAUAUCCUGGGAUGCUAGAUGACUGUUUUGAAUAUAUUAACACGGCACGAAAAAAGUCUUCACAUAUUAAACGAAAAUGAGUAAUUCAAAACAACUACUUUAUUGGAAAUACGUUUAUAUAGAUUUAAAACUUUUCUUGAUAAAUCGUUGAUUAGGUGAACAAACAUUGCCCCCAAUAAAUCCAUAAUAACAAAACGUCUGAGUGAUAAAACCAUAUGCUCGAGAAAAUGAAAUCAAAAGAUAUAUGAAACUUAUUUCUUUUUGUUAUGCUGUUUGUUGUUUUUCUCAAAACAAAAACAUGUCUUCUCAUCUGAUAUCACUGAUCAUACCGAGAAAAACUGACUGAAGUCUCUCCAGUCUACCAAAUAAAACAUUUCAAUGAAACUCGUGUACUGGAAUGGGAUAUUUUGCUCGUCUCGACAGUGACUGAAGCCGAGACGAGACGAGAUGAAUUGCUCGUCUCGUUUUCUGGAAUAGGGCCCGAUAUUUCCCUUGAUGGAAAUUUGUUCACCUUCCAUGAAAAAUUCGGGUGUUCAUUCUCAGUGAGACAGUGAACCUAAGGAGUGUGCCAAACCAAAUGUCCCACGUGACGGAGUGUCGGUUGCAUGUAAUUAAGUUCGGUUCAUUUGUCAUGAACUGCAGGGGCAUUGGUGAUUGAAUUUAAUGUUGCCUCAAUAUCAUGCGCUGUCAGCAUUCUUCUUGUGGACACCGACUGGACAACAUCGUUACUGGACGAGCUGGACGGCGAGGGAUCGAGUGCCUUUCUCAAGGCAAGAGGGUGGAGGUGGUAGCACUGGAGUAGAGUAGAGUUUUCAAAGGGUCUUUCUCAAGGCUAGAGACGAAUGAACUGCAAAAGUUUAAAGUCUCUAUAAUACAAUACCUUACCUUACCUUGCGCUGUCAGUAAAAUGAGUGUGAGAUUUUGCUACUCUGGCUGGGAGCAAAUGAGAAGCGCAGCACAGUGUGGGACUCAACUUGUUGACUUUCAAACAACUCUGUCGAACAUCGUGUUCUAAUAGCCUAGAUGGCUUUUUGUUGAUUUCUCAUAAAACUAAUUUUAAUGAUUGCAGAUGAAUAAAAGGUCGCCAUUAAAAUUGGGCAAAUUAGGAUUUUGUGCAGCUGCCACCGUAUGUACAAAGUUUAAAAAGGUCGGAGAAAAUCAGGGCAGCAACCAGGUAAUUUGGCAUGGAAUUGCUUCUGUUAAUUAUUUUGGCAACUGAAAAAAAGAAAUUGAACUAACGAGGAAGCAGUGCAUUCAAACAUGUACUAGACACCAUACUUGCCCAAUGUCAUAUUGAAUUCCGCCAGCACUUAAUGCGCUUGAAGACCCAUUGUUAUCCAGAAGGAUGUCAAACGCUCACGAAAUUACGAUUUAACAAUCGACGUGUCGUCAUUAUGAUCGGUUAGCUCACGUAUCGUUUAACGAGAAUGAGGCAUCACUCAUUGAAGUAGUGCAUUAAUUUAACUACAUUUUAUUAUCAAGUAAAUGCAAAAAAGCAAAGUUUCCGUAAAGUGUAUCUCUCAAUUAAGAGAGCAAAAACAACAGUAAAUCUACUGAUAAUAAUCAUAAAAAUGAUACGAAAAUAGAGCAGGAAGCAUAAAUAGCAAACUUUUGAUGAACAUUUUUACAUAGAUCUAAACUGGAAGGAAUGGAAAACGACAGAACAGAAAACAAAUGAAUAACUCAUAACCCAACAGAUAGGAUGGUCAACCCAUUUCGUGAUCAACGCACGGUGAAUACACUGAAUAAUAAGACAAACCCACGAUCACCAAUAUUGGUGAAAGGAAAAAAAUAUGAAAACUCAAGCAGUAUUAGUUUUGAAAUCACGAAUAAUGUAUCGGAACAACCAUUUGAAACCAUAAAACCUGUGUCGAGAGAGGCGAAGACGCUCAAUUAACUUGGAACUAGGUUUUCAAACGACCGGACAAUUCUUUUUUGCUCGACAUAAGUAAAACACACAUAAUUAACGUAAAUUGCGAUGCUAUCGCAAAUGGAAAAAAAUGUAAAAGAUCAACGUGUAGUACUAGAGUUGGGACAUAUUACUGCUUUCCUCGAACAUAAACCCUAGUCUGAACUCUGCACUGUGUAGAAGAAAACCAUAGCUCGGGAGCAAACCUUUGCAUAAAUGAACGAUUUUCGAAAGUACCGAUAGGAGGCGCGCUGUUCCGCAGGAUAUUCCACACGAAGGAGUAAAUUAGCCAAUUUUCAAAAAACAUAAUUCGUUCUUUGAGGCCAAAAACUUUGUUUACAUCCGAUUACUAUAGCCAAGUUUUUGCUGACACUAAAUAUUUGCCAAAAGCGCUCCGAAUCGAUUUGAGUUCAUUAUUCCGGCGUGCCGAUUUAUUCGAAGUCGAACUCUAGGCUGUAGGCAAUAGCGAGAACUAAAAUAAUACGAACGGGGAAAUACUAAACAUAAUUGGAGAACUAACUUAUUGACUAAUAUACACAAAAACCUAACUCUAUCAGUACGGAGUGAACCGAAUAUUCGCAAGCGGAAAUUAGAAAUGAUAUGUAAAUUUAAGAAGACUAGUAAAAUGUAACUCAAGUAAUACAAUAGAAAGUUGA
Molecule: messenger RNA, 11148 nt
Organism: Toxorhynchites rutilus septentrionalis
Lineage: Eukaryota; Metazoa; Arthropoda; Insecta; Diptera; Culicidae
Gene: Gprk2
Product: G protein-coupled receptor kinase 2
Exons: 13
Coding region: 2108-4141 (677 amino acids)
Biological process (GO): regulation of signal transduction; protein phosphorylation; signal transduction
Cellular component (GO): cytoplasm
Molecular function (GO): G protein-coupled receptor kinase activity; ATP binding
Source: RefSeq, a predicted model, not a curated record